AUGUCGCAGUAUGCUUACCUUUUCAAGUACAUCGUCGUCGGCGAUACAGGUGUUGGCAAGUCAUGCCUCAUGUUGCAGUUCACCGACAAGCGGUUCCAGCCCGUGCACGACCUUACUAUCGGCGUCGAGUUUGCCUACCGGAUGGUCACCAUCGACCACAAGAAAAUAAAGCUCUACAUCUGGGACACGGCAGGUCAGGAGGCUUUCAGGUCGAUCACUCGAUCCUACUACAGAAGUGCUGUCGCUGCCCUUCUCGUUUAUGACAUCACUAGGAGGGAGACCUUCACCCAACUAGGGAGCUGGCUGGAAGAAGUGAGGCAAGGGGCCGACGGAAACAACAAUGUCACGAUCAUGCUGGUCGGCAACAAGACAGAUUUAUCUCACAAGAGGGUCGUCAGCACGGAGGAAGGCGAGCAGUUUGCCAGGGAGAAUGGUCUCGCCUUCAUGGAAACCUCUGCAAAAACCCGGCAUAACGUGGAUCAGGCGUUCUUUGAAACCUCGUCUAUGGUGUACGAGAAAAUUCGGGAAGGUGCCAUCGAUUUGUCCAAGGUGAGGGUUGUACUAAUUACAUGCAUUAAGUCGAUUGAAUUAGCUGAUACUUACCAGUUUACUCCGUUGGUUUUUUUACUGCAGUGUACCGGUGCCAAGGCCGGAGAUGGUGUAGUAGUCAUGGACCUUUACAAUGGCACGAUGUCGUCUCAAGUCGGCGGCUGCUGCAACAGCUGA
Lolium rigidum is the source of this 726-nucleotide messenger RNA. RefSeq names its product ras-related protein Rab-2-B-like. Gene Ontology annotation, biological process: regulation of endocytosis. The coding region runs from base 1 to 726 and encodes 241 amino acids. Lineage: Eukaryota; Viridiplantae; Streptophyta; Magnoliopsida; Poales; Poaceae. Gene Ontology annotation, molecular function: GTP binding; GTPase activity. The transcript is spliced from 5 exons. The record is from RefSeq and is a predicted model, not a curated record. Gene Ontology annotation, cellular component: endosome.